Amyelois transitella is the source of this 732-nucleotide messenger RNA. RefSeq lists its product as uncharacterized. The record is from RefSeq and is a predicted model, not a curated record. Gene Ontology annotation, cellular component: chitin-based extracellular matrix. The transcript has 7 exons. Bases 1 to 732 code for a protein of 243 amino acids. Gene Ontology annotation, molecular function: structural constituent of chitin-based larval cuticle. Lineage: Eukaryota; Metazoa; Arthropoda; Insecta; Lepidoptera; Pyralidae.
AUGUAUUCAUUGAAUAUUCUUAUAUACCGGGCCAAGGAAAAAUAUAGUAUUUUAGCCAUUUUCUUAAUAUUAAUUGUGCUAUCAGUUCAAGUAGAGAGUGUGAUUUAUACAUACGAAGAUGUGGAGUUAAGAAGAAUAUUCCCAAACGAAUUCCCACAGGACACAGUACGAAAAAGUGGAUCGCUGGAUGCUGAACAAUUAGGACGCUACGCUGAGCUUGAACGGUACUUUAAGUAUCCAAAAGCUGAACUAAACAGCCAUUUUGAAGAAUUGGUAUGCUAUCAAGAAGGUCAAAGAAAGUAUUGCAAAGUGGAUUUGGACCGACACACCCCCGACGAGAACAGAUACUACAUGUCAUCAAACGAGCGGAGCCAUCUUGAUCGCCGACGGUUAGUAUUGGCCUGUGUCCUUGCCCUUGCGGUCGCUGCUCCUCAAGCCCAAAAUCCUCAGGAUGUGCAAAUUUUGCGCUAUGACAUCAAUAAUAGCGGUCUGGAUACUCAUGAUUUCGCGUUCGAACUCUCCGACGGCACCAAGCAUGAAGAAAGAGGUGAACUGAAAAACGCUGGAAGUGAAAAUGAGAUCUAUGCUGUUCAAGGGCAAUACUCCUGGGUAGGACCUGAUGGGGUCACUUACACCGUCUCCUACAUAGCUGAUGAGAAUGGCUUCCAACCCACAAUCACGCAGACUGCCGGGGGAGCAGUACCCGAGGGAGUCAUCGCUUUACUAGGCUAA